UUUGAUGGCAACAAAUUCGGGCGUUGUCAAGUUGUUGUUUAUGUGAGUUCUUAAUUUUCCGUUAAUUUUCAGCAAGGAAAGUCAAAGCAUAUUUCUUGGUUUAGUAUAGUUGAGUGUAUAGAUUUUUAAGGGUAACAUGUUUGCUUAAAUAUAUUUAAUACUAAAAUACAAUGAUUCCAUGACAAAUUUAAUAAUCAUAAAUAUAUUUCUUAUAUUUUCUGAAAAUACAAUUCUUCGUUAUUUUUUUUUAGAUUAGGGAUGUAACAUAUUUAAACGAUUAUCAUUGCAUUAAUGAUUCAGUAAUUUGUCUACUUGAAUAUAAUUUUAGGCAUUUAUUUCAAUUUCAUAAAAUUUGGUUGUAAUGAAUAAAAAUAUGGCUAUUUUGCCUAGUGAUUAAGUUAUGGUUAUGCUAUACUAAUCUACACUAAUAUUAUAAAGAGGAAAGAUUUGUAUUUGUGUGUGUGUGUGUAUGUUUGUAAUGAAUAAACUCAAAAACUACUGUGCCAAUUUCAAAAAAAUUUUCACUAUUAGAAAGUUACAUUCACCUUGAGUAACAUAGGCUAUAUUUAUUGCUAGAAAAGAUAAGGAACCCUUACUAAAACUUAAGUAACGUAACCCAAGGUGUAAAAAAAAUUGCUGGUAAAUAUUUAGUGUACGGAUUAUCGUCAAAAAAAUUUUUAAAAAUCUGAAAUAACUUUCAUUAUUAUGCUCUUUUACGUCCUAUUUUCAUUACAGCCUGCGGAGAUAAGAAAUUUUAAAUACCUUAUACGAGAUAUCGAAUUUUUUAAUUUUCAUAUUUGGGCGAUAUUUGUUAAAAAAAAAAAAAAAAAAAUUCUGAAAAUACUUUUAUUCUGUGCCCUUUAACUUCCUCUUUUCAUUAAACCCGGCGGAGAUAAGAAAUUCCAAAUACUUUAGGAGAUAUUGAAUUUUUUAAUUUUCAUCCUGUGCACUCGUGCAGCGUUAACCAUUGUUGCUUGUUUACAAGUAUGAUUUUUUUUUUUUUGCGAUGUAGGUGAACGACUACAUCACGUAAAAAGAAAUUAAGAGUUCCUACUGUUCAUCCUUUGUCCCGGUUUGUUAGGUCAGGUCAGCUACAUUGUAAAUACUUUAAAACUAAACAACCAUUAAAAUUAAUUUUAUUAUUUUUAAUGUCCGUUCAGUUUCAAAGUAUUUAUAAUUUAGCUGACCUGACCUAAUCUAUCUUUGUCCCGUUUUGUUAGGUCAGGUCAGUUACAUUAUAAAUACUUAAAACUAUACAACAAGUAAAAUUAAUUGAUAUUAUUUUUAAUUUCCGUUUAUUUUGAAGUAUUUAUAAUGUAACUAACCUUACCUAAUGGAAAAUUUCUGUUAUUUAGGCAUUCACGCACACACUGCAAAAUAUAAAAUUGCGGUGGUUGAAUGAUUACAUAGGUCUUGUAUUGCAAAAUAAGAACGGCGAUAUCUCCAAAAGUAAUUGGAAUUUCUUAUCUCCGCAGGCUGUAAUGAAAAGAGGACGUAAAAGAGCAUAUAAUGAAAGUAAUUUCAGAUUUUUAAAAAAAUUUUUGAUGCUAAUCCGUACACUACAUAUUUACCAAAAUGCUAUUAAACUUCUUACGUCGCAUGUGCUGCAGAAACUAUUGAUGAUAGAACAAAAGUAUGUUCUACAAUAUUAAAGAACAUAUCAAUAUCUACAAAAAACUUUGUGAUACUAUAUGUCCAACUAUUAUCGUUAUGUCACAAUACCACUUUUUACAUUUUAAAAGUUGAUAGAAAUACCGACCAAAAUUAACCAUGUUAUUUAUACUUCUGUUUUAAUCCUUAUCCAAAUAAAUCAUAUUGUUUUCAAGACUGUUUCAAUUCAUGUAGAUUACUUUUUGAAUUGUUCAAAUCCGCUAUUCCAAUCAAUAGAUAUUACAAAUUUAAUAAGUCACUAGCGGCCCGUCCCGGCUUUGCACGGGUGGACAUGAUUUUUUAAAUAUUUUUUCCUUUUAUUUAUAUUUUUUUGUUGUUCAGUAAAUGAGAUAAAUAGAAUGAUUAUGGAAAAAGUACCGGGUGAUUUUAAAUGUUACAAAUCUAUUGACACCGUGUGCAACAUCGAAGAUACAGUGUACUACCCACAAAAAUUUUUAAAUUCCCUUAAUCACCCCACAAACUAAAAUUAAAAUGAGGUACUCCCAUUAUGCUAUUGAGAAGUUUGAGCCCUCCCAGUAUGUGUAAUGGUACAAGACUUUUGAUAAAGGAAUUACGAGACAAUGCGAUUGUAGCAAAAAUCAUCACUGGGCCCGCGGCCGGACAGCUCGCUCACAUUCCGCGAAUCCCGAUGAUUCCGACAGAUUUGCCUAUUUCCUUUAAAAGGUUUAAGUUUCCUAUGAAGAUAUCGUUUGCCCUUAAAUCUCAGGGACAAACUUUUUCUAUUGCUGGCAUCGACCUAAGAAAAGAGUGCUUCUCUCAUGAGCAAUUAUAUGUUGUCCUUUCUCGAGUAGGAUCUCCUGAAAAUCAAUAUGUGAUGUUAUCACCUACAAAUACCACUGUCAACAUAGUGUACAGUGAAGCUUUAAGGUAAAAGUUUUGUAAAAUAAAAGAAAGAACCAAUAGAAUUAAAUAAAGCUUUAAAAUAAAAAUGUAAAUACAGAAAUGUAAAAAUUACAAUGACUUAGAAAAACUCUUUAAAUAAAUACACACACUUAAAACAACAACAAAAAAUAAUAAAAGAUGUAAAUAUAUAAAAAACUUAGAAAAUUUAAUUAGGUAGGUUCAGAUAAAAAUGUAAAAUGUUGUAAAAAUUUAAAUAAAAAAAAAUACUAAGUAAUAUGUCUCCCUUAAGAUUAAAUAGGUUACUUUAAUAAAAAAAGAUAAUUCAGAUUGUAAGUAUACAUAGAUAAUGUGAUACUGUGUUAAAAAAAAUAUAAAAAUGAAACAAUAAAAACAUAUAAAUAAAAGGUAAAAAUAUAAAAAAAAUCAUGACCACCCGUGCGAAGCUGGGACGGGCCGCUAGUCUAUGAUAUUGUGAGAAUGUUUGGUGUAGGUUUUGUACUUUAAAAUAACCUAGUGUGGAUGGUGGUUAGGUUUGCUUGGUUACAUUUAAAAUACUGUUAAGUUAUUGUUUAGGAAUUAUAAAUUUAGGUAAUUGUUACUUAUUGAAUAUCCAGUUGUAAUUUAAAAUAAAAUAUUAAACCGAAGAAAGGACCUGGUUGUGUUUGUCAUGCAAAGAUGUAUAAUUACCAAAAAAUAUUUUUUUCGAAAAUACAUACAUACCUAAUAUGAAUGUUGUUUCCGGCAGCAGUUUUGUGCAACUUAACAAGUUAUUUUCUUUAAUUAGCCAUAUUUUUUAAUAACGUCCUAAGUUAUCAAAGACAUUUUUACAAUAUGACUAGUUAAAUUGAGGUGAUUAAAAUGUUUUGCUGAUUAAGUCUUUAAAAUAAUUUUUUCCCCUAAAAGUAUACCUAGAAUGUUUGAUUUUAUUUUGAAUUGUUAUUAAUAGUAGGGUUUUUGAUGAUUGCAUAUCAAAAAAUUUAGGUUAUGUUAUCUAAUAAUUUGGUGCAGUUUGGUGAUUUAAAAACUUUUGUAAAAAUGUAUAUAGCUCGAAAACUACAAUUUUUUUUUUAUUUUUUAAAUUUUAUUUUGAACCAUUAUUUACUGGACUAGCAUCUGUUCACGUCUUGAUGUUGAGUUAUAAAGGAUAUGAAAUAUCCUUUAUUAGUACUUUCAUAUGACAGACAAUAAACUUAUAUAAGCUGAGUUUUUGGGUUUAGGAUUUUAUAGUUAAGGUCAUAUUCCAAAUUCCAUUUAUCAAUAUGUAUACCCAAAAAAUUUGAAAAUCAGAGAUUACCAUGGUUUGGCUCUAAUCCGAUGAAAACAAUGUAAAAGUGGAAAUUUAAAAAAAAAACUCUAAAUCCUGAGAUAAACUUUUCAGAUUUCAGUUAUUUAAAAGCCUUCUGAAUCUGAAAAAAAAAAAAAAAAAAAAAAAAAACUGGGGGGAGGAAACAUGUUUUAGCAUAUUUUCUGUGAAGCAAAAAAAAAACUAAGCUUUAUUGAAUGCAACCUUAAUGUACUUACACAACCUUGGUUGGCAUAUCUCAGAUUUCCCGUCAGCAAUUUAUUGAAAAAUGUAUAGGCUAAUUAAUAUUUUUUGACCAUUUUAGUUUUAAAUGGUCCGAUGUUGCUUAUAUACGCUAUGAAAGUUUAAAAACAUUCUGAAUGUAAGAUUUCCUGAUGGCUGAGCAGAAGUCAGCUCUAUCCAGCGGCUCUAUCCGGCCGUCCGGGACAGAGAGCUUGGGGCAACAACAGCAUAAGUCAUUCCACGCGUAUACAGCAAUUUCCAACCAAGUUUUAAUAUUUUUACAAGAGAAUGAGCAGUCAUAACGUUAAGAGAGCAGUUACAUGUUGACCUUCAUACAUGUGUUUACUAUCAAUAAAAAUUAAAUUUAGAGUGAGAACUGUCAUACAGCUUGUCCCAGGGCCUCUGAAAGCCUUCAAAGUGUUGUUUUCAUGGAGCAUAUCACAAACAUUAUUUUUUUCGGCCACUUUGUACCGAUAGAGCUGUAGGAAAGUCCCUAAAUAUCAGCUCUAUCUGUAUCAUGUUUGUGAUAUACUCCAUGAAAACAACACUUUGGAGGCUUUCAGAGGCCCUGGAACAACCUGUACGAUAGUUUACUCAGUAAUACUUUAGUUAUAUCAUCAAUAAAAAAGAAAGGCACUUCCUUGUAGAGCACCAGAGCUUGCAACAUGCAAAUCAGAAUUUGAAUUAUUAAUUAAAACAAAGAAAUUUCUAUCUUUCAAAUAACCGGAGUACCAUUUGAGGUUAUUUGUUGCUUAAUCCUAUAUUAGAUAAUUUUUUAAAAGAAAUAUGUGAUGAUGUACUGUGUCAAACAUUAUUCUGACAACCAUUUCUGCAUAGUACAAAAAAAACACUUUUUAGCUUCCUGUCGAGUUCCCCUGAAACGUGUGUAAUGCCCACAGCGUUAGUGAGCAUGUUUUUGUCGGCAGGCUGGAUUUGUCGUAGAGUGGGUUCAAGAUGGUUGUGCUCAACACGUGUUGGUCCCCCUGCAUCUGGAACAACAAUCUGAAGGCGGGCAGCUACAAUGUUGCAGCUUAUACUGCGUCUUUCAGCAUAGUGCUCAUCACGUUCGUUUCCUACAACUUGGCGGGUGGCGAUUCCUCGCAGCUGUAUUCACCGCUCUUUGAGACGGAUGUCCGCCAUUCGAUGAAGGGCGUCGGGGGCUUCUUCAUCGUGUACCUGCUGGUGCUCAUCGGGCUGUCGGUGCUGCUCAUGUUCGGGGUCUCCAAGAUGAACCGCGGCAUGAUGCUGCCCUGGAUGAUCUGCUUCGGCGUCGUCGUCCUCUUCCAGUUCGUCUUCGGCCUGUGGCUCAUCGGGGGCUACUACAUCUACUUACAAAUGGUGAUGGCAGCUUUUGUGGACUGGAUAUGGACCGCUUACAAUCUGUACUGCUGGCUGUGCGUGUACUCGCUGUACAAGUACUACGAGGAGCUGCAGUCGCCCAACAUCGAGCUGUUGUACCCGUAGUCCCGCGAGCCCAGCAGUACCAACAUUCCACUCCGUCCAGCCGUCUGCUCGGUGGCUCUACUCACUGAGUAGUGACUCUUCUUAUUUACAUUUCCAAGCAGUCGACAAACUUAUGGCAAGUGGUGCACACCGUUUGUAUUUUUUUUUUUGUUGCAUCUGUGCCCACGUAGUUAAAACGAGCUGUUAUUACGUAAGUCAAAUUACUUUCCAAACAACCCGCUUUUGCAUAAUGCAUUAGCUGGUGUAUGUUUUUUUUUUAAAAUGGUUGCCAGAACCAGGAUUUUAAAUAGUAUUUAUUUCGAUACCACACAAUGUUGUGAGAGUUCUUGGUAGGAAAGCGAGCGGGAAGUCUUCUUUUUCACAGACGAGAGAGCUAAACGCCCGAUCGUACAUCUUCAGGUUUUUUUUUAUUUUGGGCAACUCAUGAUAACUAAUGCUCAAUUAGGUUAGGUUAGCUACAUUAUAAAUACUUUAAAACAUUGUGGACAGUUGAUUUGGUUAGGAUAGCUACAUUAAAGAAGCUGUGAAAUCAUGUAAACAGUUUCCUAGCCCUGGAUAGCUACAUAUUAAAAAAUUAUCUGCUAAGCAACGUUCGGGGAACUUCGGGUGUGGCCCUCUCGUCUGUGAAAUGAAGGCUUCCCGAAAGCGAGUUAGCUUAACACGCUCAGUUAACUAAUAUCCAUGAAGUAGGUAGUUAUUCGGCUGUUCUCAUGGAAAUGUAGAUACACCAGUGAUCCUUCGGUAGCCAAAGAUAUUCCGUCCAGAAAAUCUGCACUUUUUAUCACAUUCCCAGUUCAUGCAUAAAUGUGUUCGUUAUAAUUGGUAAUAUUUUUGUAUUUUUAUAUUUAAGUGUGGUUUUUACUAUGAACGUUUUUUUACACAAUUUUGUGGCUAUUAAGAAAUCCUGCACUUUGUAUACAAUUGAUUUUACUCAACGACAUGGUCGCAGACUGAUGCAAACAUUUCUCAACUUGAUUUAUACACAGUGAUCCCUUAAGUUACAUAAAUAAUAACUAUCUACAUUCUACAUUAAAAUAUUUGAAUCCUCUUCCUGAUGAAGUGACAGUUGAUUUUAUACAAAUAAGGAUACUACAAAUUUAUACAAAUAAGGAUACUACAAAAAAAUUCCAAAAUGAGCUGUUGAAGUUAUCGUCAAAUUGUGGUGACGUUAAGAUAUAUUUCUUGAAUGUUUAACCUUUUCAGCCACAGAUAGCUCAGUACUGAACUGUAUUUUUUUGUUUCGAUUGUAAUUUAUGGCGCGCGCGCGUGUGUGUGUGUGGGUGCGUGCGUGCGUGCGUGUGUGUGUGUGUGAAAUUACAAUCAAAACAAACCACUCUCAGCUAUUUGAUGUUGACCUCAAGUGUUUGCAGCGUAGAUGAAGUGGGGUCAGUGAUGAACGGGGGUGAGUGGUGACAAAGUGCAAUUAAUGAAGCUGAUGACUGAUGUUAUAUCAACAAUUACUAGCUGUCGCGGUAGAUGUUCUAACACUCCGCCGUUGGCGACAAUGGAUGGAUCCUUACACUUGUGAACUGCCCGCGUUGAACAUCAAAGCAUCUUGAUUGUGGCAGCCACCACUGGACCGUGUUGCAUGCGUGCGUCACUUUGGUGCGUUUGUGUGCUUUGUGCAACUAUGUACAUGCCUGCCUACUGCAAUCACCUGCUUGGCCCCUUUUUCCUGUUUACCAUGUAUACACUUCUUUGUUUAUUUCACUGUCACCACUCACCUUACAGAUCGUUGUUUAAGAAACAACACAGAUUAAGUGACUUAUUUUUAAUUUUUUUUUUGUUUCUUUAUGGAAAAACAGCAUCGUCUACUCAUGAUGUUACUGAGCACUCUAUAAAGAUUAAAUAUGUUAAUCUAACACAAAAACAACAUAUUUGCAGAUGGCAAAUUAGCUUUUUAUCGCAUAGACAAUGUGCCUUAAACGAUGAUAUAUGCUGUUUAUUGUACUUGUGUGCGAUUGCAACCGGAAUUAAAAAUACAUAGUUUUAGAGCGCUAAUAUUAUUUCAUCACAUUAGAGAAGAUUGAUAAAAACAAUAAGAAAUUAUUUACAUCAUUGAAAAAAAUGGAUAAAUAUUAAAUAUGGUAGAAGUGUUUUGUAUCAAGCAAAGUCUGUUCAUGGCAUGUCCAACGUAUAAUAAGUCCUCUAGUAAGAUCACAGAAAUUUAAUAGACACUUUGAUUUAUACUGAAAAGCUAAGUUUGUUUAAAGUAAGCUAUGAUUUUUUUUUGUACCUUUUACUGUAGUGUAAUUUUUUGAAACUGGCUUGGGUAUGUUUUGAAGUGUGAUUGUGCCAUAGCUCACGUUAACACAUUGAUCUUUAAGAAACCGAACAAUUGUGAUGCUUCAGAAUUCAUUCACAGUUUGUUAGUCGUGAGAUCUUGAUCUGAUAUACUGGAAUCUCUUGAUAAAGCACCCACUUUAAUAUUGAUGAAGAUAAAUAUUAUUUGGAUUAAAAUCAAGUAAAAAGCACACUAAGAUUGGUGAAAUUUUGUAGGUCUGGUCUGUUGACUAUAUUUCGUUAUUAGAGACAAGAUUUAAUGGUUUUAUUUUCAGGCCAAUAUUUUUAAAUAGGAGAUUUCUGUUUUGUUUUUUUGGUUUAAUAUUUUAUGAAAUGUGUUUAUAUUAAUUAAUAUGUUUAUAUGACACGUAUGUGUUUCAUCGUACUAUUUUCUCCACAACAGUGCCAUUUUGACAUAUAAUGAUUUGUGAUAAGCAUGUCAAAAUUUUCAAAACAAAUAAAAUUUACUGAUGUCAUAAUGUAACAAUGAGUAACUAGUAAAAGUUGCUAGAUUAGAAAGACAACUUUUUCCAGUUUGACUUGCAUAAAAUGUGGUACAAACACUUUGCUAAAUAAUUUAAUUUCAUUGAAUUUUAUAUUUGCCAUUAGAGAUAAGUUGUGAUUGAAAAUGCUGAUUAGUUUCAUGAUUUUAAUCGCAGUUUGGUACUUUGUGAUGCAUUAACUUAAAUUUCGGUGUUGUGUGUGGUAUAUCGACAUGCUUUUCAGAGUUACUUCAGUUUUAUCGCAAAUUACCAUUUAAUCUUGUCUCUUGUUAAUCAUUCAUUAAUCAAAUUUGAGACUGUUGUGUAUCCCGGUCAGACUGCAGUGGCUUGCCAGUGCCUUCUGAAUCGCAGAGAUGCAGGCGUAGAACAGCAUGUAGGCCUGAACUCUGAAGGGAAAUAUUCCACCAGUGGAAAAUUUUCAUUCCUGUCUAAAAAUUUGAUAUUGACUUGUGCAACAGCUGGCGAUGACGGAGCCUUGUAGGAUUACUUGGCACACACUUCUCGAAUGUGGCAAUCUCAUGGCGGUUAUACCUGUGAAAAUGAAUUUAAAAUAUUUAAAAAAAAAAUAUAUAUGGAUGUUGACAAAGGAAUAUGUAUUUUAAGUUUUUUUUUUACAUGUAUUUAAGACAGCUAACAUAAAGUAUUGCUUUUCAUUGUUUGUAGGUGAAAUAGUUUUUGUCCUAGACAGUUGAUGUAUAAUUUGUUACAAGCAAAGAAAUAUAUUUUUAAGAAAUGGA
Molecule: messenger RNA, 9026 nt
Organism: Bacillus rossius redtenbacheri
Lineage: Eukaryota; Metazoa; Arthropoda; Insecta; Phasmatodea; Bacillidae
Gene: pasi1
Exons: 5
Coding region: 4994-5503 (169 amino acids)
Source: RefSeq, a predicted model, not a curated record